Capsicum annuum is the source of this 3508-nucleotide messenger RNA. Its product is annotated as probable serine/threonine-protein kinase PBL17. Gene Ontology annotation, biological process: protein phosphorylation. The transcript has 8 exons. Gene Ontology annotation, molecular function: protein kinase activity; ATP binding. Lineage: Eukaryota; Viridiplantae; Streptophyta; Magnoliopsida; Solanales; Solanaceae. The record is from RefSeq and is a predicted model, not a curated record. Gene Ontology annotation, cellular component: plasma membrane. Bases 882 to 1442 code for a protein of 186 amino acids.
AUUUCACCAUCACCAAAAUUAUAAAAACCUUAACUUGAUAGUACAAUGAAAUCCAAAACUAAUUAGUUGUAUAAACAAACAUAAAAAACAACAAAAACUUAUAAAAUGUUUCAUUGGUAUUUGUUAGAAUUAUGUGCUCUAAUUACAUUAUUAAUGAUAGUAACGUAAUUUGUGUUAGCCACUUCACCUUUCUAUCUGAAGGAAGAAUUUCCAUGGGAGAGAUGAAUGGCGGCAGCGGUAUUUUGAUGCUGAGAAAGAAGAUGGAGGAAUGGGGUUUAGAUCCAUAUUGUAGCCAAAUGUUCAACAAGGAUGAGCCUUAUGAUUGGCGUCCUCGUUACUAUCUUGGAGACGACUAUCUGAAGGAAUCACUACGUGAGUUUCUUGAUGAGGUCGAGGAAUACAAAAGCUUUGACUUCUCAAUUGGGACAGAUUUAGUUGGUGGGGUGAAGCUUUGCAGCUACUCCAAGUUGCAACAGAUAACGGAUUUCAGAUAUGAGAGCUUGAUAGGGAAGACUCUUUCGGGAAGAUUCGUUCCAUGGAACGAUUGGUCAAGGAUCUGAACAACGAACAGUAAUUGUCAAGACAUGGGAUUUUCACCUUCCUUUCAAAGCAGGAUACUAUGACCUUGCAUAUGAUUUUUGUGACCAGAUUGAGUUCUUCACGAACGAAAAUGCAAAUAUGCAUCCAAAAUUGGCCAAGUUGUGUACGUUCUGUUGCGACACAAGGCUUGCAGCUGUCUGUGAUGUAGAGUUUGAUGACAAUAUUACCAGAUUGUUGUCUGAUGUGAUUCUGGAAGAUUUCUUUGGGUGGGACGACAGGAUAAAAGUGGCAAUUCAACUUUCACAACUCUUAGCUUGGUUUUGCAUGAAAAGGGUAUUAUAAUGGGCAGUAUUACUGCAUCAUGCAUUCUGAUAGAAGAUAAGGAAAUGGAUAUAAAAGUAUUUGACUUUGGUUCCGUCUCUGAUCAUAUGCAUAAGGGUGUUAAAGUUCCUGGCAAGUAUCAUAGUGGCUGGGAAGCUCCAGAAAGAGGUAAUAUGACGGCGAAAUCUGAUGUUUUUGUAUUUGGUCUGUUACUGGUGGAGCUGAUAACCAAAAAGGAGGUUGAUGAUUUAUUUUUAUUUCCAAGCCAACGCGACAUAAAGAAUAUAGUGGAUGAAAGCUUCAAAGAAGUUGAUGCUGAAACUGCAUCUAAGAUCACAAGCAUGACAUACAGAUGCACUGAAAUGGAAGCAAAUGAUAGGCCAACUAUGAAGGAAGUAUUAAACGUUCUGGAAGCAGCAGCGAAGAUGGGAGCAAAGGGGGAGAAGCGAAGAAGAAGUGGAAGCAGCAGCAGCGAAGAUGGGAGCAAAGGGGGAGAAGCGAAAAAGAAGUUGGAAGCAGCAAAAACGAAUGAAGCAAUAGAAGCAGCUACUGCAAAUGAAGAAGGAAGUAGAAGCAGCUAGACCCAUCUUGGCUUAGCUGCUUUACCUUAUUAUCGGACAGAUAAUAAAUCUGUCGAAUUAAUAAUCGAUCUGUCUAUAUAUCUCUCGUACGGACAGAUAAUAAAUCAUCUCCCUAAAUAAAAGUUACUUUUGAUCCAUUUAAUUAAAAAAAUAUACUUAAAAGGUCUACUCUACUACUCUUUCUUUGUCCAAAAGAGUUAGACAAAAUUUUACCCCCCAAAAAAGGGGAAAACAAACCAAACCAAACCCUAGCGUCCGUUUUUGUUUAGCUUUACAAGCAAGCCGUUGAGUAAGUUUUUCCUAAGUUUUGUUCCAUCUCCCUUUACUAAAAUGUAGUAUUAUUUCAUUUUUGGUUGUUAAGCACUCUUUUGUGGUGUUUUCUUCUGUUAGUUAGCUUUACAAGGGUGUUGAGUACUAAAAGCUAUGAGGUUUUUAGAUAUUUAAAAUAUUUUAGCUAAAAGUAGAAAGGUAAAAGAAAAAAAGUAGAAUGCUUUUUGUUUCUUGUUCAUAGAUUUAGGGGAUUUUAAAGGUGAACUGCCUCACAUUCCAUGUAAUGGUUUUUUCUUAAGAUGCAAAAGAAGAUAAAAAUGGAAAAUAUCUUUAUUUAGAGAUGCAUAUACUUUCCACCUGAGCCGGGGUCUAUUAGAAACAACCUUUCUACUUCUUCGGAGGUAGUGGUAUGGACUGCAUACAUUUUACCCUCCCCAGACCUUACUUUGUAGGAAUACACGUUCUGAAAACGUUUUCUCUGUAUUUACUGAAGAUAUCUUGUGAUGCCUUGUUCCUGUAUAUACUGUGCAAUGUGCAGUAAUCCUCAGUUGACUAUGCCAAUAUCCAGAAAGUGAAGGAUGGUAAGUUGAACACUCUCUGUCGAAAAAUUAUAUUGUAUAUGUAAAAAAUUAUACGAAGUAUAUAAGUGACAAAUUGCUUUUAGUUACGUACAUAAUAAUUCUUGAACACCCUUAGCGAAAUUUCUGACUUUGUUAUUUGCCAGUAACCUCAUAGUGUUAUGAUUCUGGCUGAAACAGAGAAACGCUAAUGAAAAUAAGCCUGCAUUAAGAAUUUUGACUUGAGUAAAUUUCAUCGUAUUUGUUGUUAGUAAUAUAUGCAUAUUCUUUUACAUACGUUAAUCUUGUUUUCUGUAGUAAAAGCAGUUUUAUGUUAUUUUUUCUGUAUAAAUACAGGGUAAUAUGACGGCGAAAUCUCAUGUUUUUGUAUUUGGUCUGUUACUGGUGGAGCUGAUAACCAAAAUGGAGUUUGAUGAUUCAUUUUCCCCACAUGUGGUUGAAGAAAGCUUCAAAGAAGUUGAUCCUGAAACUGCAUCUAGUAUAACAAGCAUGACAUCCAGAUGCAUCGAAACGAAAGCAAAUGAUUGUCCAACUACGAAGGAAGUAUUAAAUGUUCUGGAAGCAGCAGCAGCAGCGAAGAUGGGAGCAAUGGGGGAGAGGCGAUCUUUUUAUUGAGCAACGGGCAGGUACAAUCAAUCGUCUAUUUCUUCCCUGUAGAUCUGAACUGAGAACAGAUCAAAAGGUUUUAAGAGGCAUCGCAUAUGCCGUUUACGUGGUUCAGAGAUUGUAUCAACUUGUAUUUGCGCUCUUCUAGGUAAGUUAUGCACACGACAUUUGCUUAUGGGACAGCUCUACUGCAUCUGCUUAAAAAAUGCUUAAAGGAGAAGUUACUGAAAACAAAGAAAGAAGUAGCAGGCUGGAGGGUGUUGAAAGAUUAACCAAAUAUCAAGAAGAAUGUAGAACUAAGUUACUGAAAACAAAGAAGGAGCAGACUGGAGGUUGUUGAAAGAUUAACCAAAUAUCAAGAAGAAUGUAGAAUUAAGUUACUGAAAACAAGGAAGGAGGUAGCAGCCUGGAGGUUGUUGAAAGAUUAACCAAAUAUCAUAUCAAGAAGAAUGUAGAACUCUGACUAAUGUCGACAAACAAGGUAAAAAAUUGUUCAAAUGAAGAACUGCAGCAGCUUGAUAAGCAAACAGAAUCUCUGGAGAUAUUGAAAUUACUGCGUAUCUGUGAACCACAGGCGUCUCAAUAAAAUUAGUGGUCUAAACCCUUUUAACA